Molecule: messenger RNA, 2452 nt
Organism: Epinephelus lanceolatus (giant grouper)
Lineage: Eukaryota; Metazoa; Chordata; Actinopteri; Perciformes; Serranidae
Gene: rbfox1
Product: RNA binding fox-1 homolog 1
Biological process (GO): regulation of alternative mRNA splicing, via spliceosome; nervous system development
Cellular component (GO): cytoplasm; nucleus
Molecular function (GO): mRNA binding
Source: RefSeq, a predicted model, not a curated record
CUGCGCGCGCUCAUCCCGCCUUCUUGCGAGCAGAAAACACUCGGGUCUCCAUCGUACGGGACCGGCUGCUGCUUCCUUUGAAGCUCCAUUUCUCUGCUCACUCUCUACCAAUCAUACUCUCUCUUUCUUUUCUUUCUUUUUUACCCUCUCACUCACUCUCUCUCUCUCUCUCUCUCUCUCUCGCUCUCUCUCUCUCUCUCUCUCCCUCUCUCUGUCUCUGCUCAUCCCACCACUCUCUCUACCUCGCCGCUCAGAGCAGGGUUGUGUAUUGUCGGGGGUUUGUGUUGUCAGCUAGAGGAGGGAACAUGCAGCAUCCUGGAGGAACAUGCGUGGCGUUACCCAACGUGGACGCCUGUCCUCAGCUGUCCUGUGCUGCCCUCACCUUCAUGUAUUUACAGCAGGGUAACCAGGACACACCGGCACCCCCGGACCCAUCCAUGGCCCAGGCUUACCCAUCAGCCCAGUUUGCCCCCCCUCCCCAGAACGGCAUUCCCGCCGAGUUCACAGCUUCACACCCCCAUCCCCAUCCACACUCCCACCCACAUCCGCACCAGCACCCAGCAGCACCGCAGGACUACACCGGGGUCCAGGCCUCCGUCAGUGAGCACCCACUCAACAUGUACCAGUCCUCACAGAGCCACAGCGAGCAGAGCGGGACAGACUCUGGCAGUCAGACGGUCACCGGCACAGCCACAACAGAUGAUGCUGCCCAGACGGACAGUCAGCCACCAACGCAGACUGUACCUGAAAGCACAGACAGCAAGGCCCAACCCAAGAGACUCCAUGUCUCUAACAUCCCCUUCAGGUUCAGAGACCCAGACCUCAGGCAAAUGUUUGGUCAAUUUGGCAAAAUUUUAGAUGUGGAAAUCAUCUUCAACGAGCGUGGUUCUAAGGGUUUUGGGUUCGUAACGUUCGAGCAUAGCGUGGACGCCGACAGGGCCAGAGAGAAAUUACAUGGCACCGUGGUAGAAGGCCGUAAAAUAGAGGUCAACAAUGCAACAGCCCGAUUAAUGACAAAUAAGAAGACUGUCAACCCAUAUGCAAAUGGCUGGAAGUUAAAUCCAGUGGUCAGCGCUGUCUACAGCCCAGAAUUCUAUGCAGUACCAGGUUUUCCCUACCCAACAGCCAGUGCAGCAGCAGCAUACAGAGGAGCCCACCUAAGAGGUCGAGGACGGACCGUGUACAACACAUUCAGGGCGGCUGCUCCCCCUCCCCACAUUCCAGCUUACGGAGGUGUUGUUUACCAGGAUGGAUUUUAUGGUGCAGAUAUUUAUGGUGGUUACGCUGCCUACAGAUAUGCCCAGCCUACUGCUGCCACAGCUGCUGCAUACAGUGACAGUUACGGACGAGUAUAUGCUGCCGACCCCUACAACCACACACUCACUCCAGCAGCCACAUACAGCGUUGGUGCCAUGAACGCAUUCACCCCGCUGACAGAUGCGAAAACUCGGAGCCACGCCGACGACGUGGGGCUAGUGCUGUCCUCUCUCCAGGCUAGUAUAUACCGGGGAGGCUACAGCCGCUUCGCACCCUAUUAGCAACACCUCCAACUCCUAUACUCAACCUUCCAACAGGACAGAAAGAAAGUGUGUGUGAGCGUGAGUGUGUGAGCGAAUGAAAACAACAGAGAACGAGUGAUCAGAGGAGAGAUGUUACUGAGGCCUGGGUAUUGCAAUACAUGCAGUUUGUGCAUCAUUUCAGCAUCUCCUAAGAGAGAAGUACAAAAAAAAGAAUAAAAUGACAGCUGAUAUUUUUCAUCUUAUACCUCAGAUAUUUUGUGCUGUGUAUUUUGAUAUUGUGGGUUUUUAAUUUCUAAAGAUUUAAACUUAGAUUAUCAGCUGUAGAGGUUUUUCCAUGGUACUAAUAGAGAGCUGCUAGAGUAAUGAUUAGGACACAAAUGAAAUAUUUAUCAAAAUCAAAUUGUUAGGGCUUGUAUAGAACUCCAACCCUGUAAGAUAGGUCAUAGUCACACUUUGGGGUUUUUAUGUUUUGUAAGAGUGUUAAAGUGACUAUGCUAGUCAAGUGUUGUUGUUUUUCUUCUCUCAGCUUCCUUUGGCACUUCCUCUGUCGGUUUAGCAAUGAUAGUUUUAUUUUAUUAUUAUUUUUUUGGUUUGGGAGGAAGUACAGACGCCUUGGAAAACAUGGACAUGGAUAAAAGUUCUUCUCUGAACCUUUAAGGGCAGAGUGGGUGUGUAGGAGAAGCUGAGAACAGCCAUUAUUGCUAUAUUUAAGUCCAUUAUCUUGAGAACUCAACAUUGGUUUUUUUUUGUUGUUGUUGUUUUGUUCACUGAGAACAAGCUCUUAACUUGUGAUUAGAACUUUAUUAUCCUCAUAGUUAUUUUGCCAAACAAAGAUAAUGCUACUUUCUCAAGAAAAAAUCCUGUGUAAUGUCUGCAUAGUUGUGAAAACUUAAUGUAUUGUAGCCAAAUUUCAUUGAGUUUUCCUGUUUAUU